Molecule: messenger RNA, 12289 nt
Organism: Ichthyophthirius multifiliis
Lineage: Eukaryota; Ciliophora; Oligohymenophorea; Hymenostomatida
Exons: 15
Biological process (GO): microtubule-based movement
Cellular component (GO): dynein complex
Molecular function (GO): minus-end-directed microtubule motor activity; ATP hydrolysis activity; dynein intermediate chain binding
Source: RefSeq, a predicted model, not a curated record
AUGAUGCUUUUUGAAGAAGGAAUAGAUUUUAAUAAUCCAUAAAUAAACAUUGAAUGGCUCCCUUUACAUUAUUAUGAUGAUGUUACAAACGAGUAACUUUUUGUAGAUGGACAUAUUAAUCUAGAAGAAGUAUUUACAGACGAUGACGGACUUCCUAUUUAAGCAACAGGAAAGGCUAUAUAUUUUGAUGAAGAGACUAGACAAUAUAGUUGGUAAAUAGUUGAUAUAUUAGGUUACAAUCAAAAUAAAGGGAAAUUUAGAUGCGUAUUCGAGAAUGGGUAAAAGAAAUUAAUUCCACGUAUUUAUAUCUGUUUUGAUAUUGAAGAAAUGUAAUAAUUUGUCAAAAGAGUAGCUGUGGCUUUUUAAAAAAGAUUAUAUGCAGACUCAUUAAUUAGGUUAAAGUUUUACAUUUCUUCUAUGCCAACUAAUCAUUUGAGUGAAGUUUCUCCAGAAAUGAAAAAGAAUUUCGAAAAAUUUGUAAGAAAUAAAACUUUUGAACAUGCUGAACUUACUUCUCUUUUGAUGGAAGUUUCUCAAGAAUUUUCAUUUAAUAUGAAUGGUAUUAUUUUUGAAAAAUAUUUAAAUGAACAUUCUGAAGAUUUAGUCCCACAUGGACUUGUUUUACCUCCUAGAGAUGAUGAUUUGUAAAUUCCUUAUAAAGGAAUGCUUAUGUUAGAAAAAGAAAAAGGUGCUAAAGAUAUUUAUAUGUUUUCUCCAUAUGAGAUUUAUGUUACUGAACCUAAAGAUUUUCAUGAAGUUUUUAAAGAUUUUUGCCUGAAUUCAUUUUUGAUUACUCCAGAGGCAAUAAGAGCUCUUUAGGAUAUUAGAAAUGAAUGCAAUAAAAUAUUAGAAUAUGAAUUCUUUAAACUUAGUACUCCUUAAUAACCUUAUAGAUUAGAAGCUUUUAAAGCUGAAUAAGAUUCCGAAUAUCAUGAAAUACUUAAGAAAUUAAAAAUUAAUUGGAUUCCUACUAUUGAAAGAAUUAUUACUUAAGAAUUUACUGGUUCUGAAAAAGGAUGGCUAAAUUUAAAAGAAAAUAAUCUAGAUGUAUAUAAUAAUGGAAAAUUAAAGAAAUUCUUUAAUUUAGUAGUUACUAUGAUGCAAGAUAGUUUAUUAACUUUAUGUUAACGUUCAUUUAAGAAUUUCUAUAAAUACUUGUCAUAAUAUGUACCUGAAAAAGUGGAAGUUUUAAGUCCUAAUCAUGUAAUAAACUAUUAUAAAAACAAUGUAAUUAUAAACAGUAAAGAUUCUAAUACCACAUAUUCUGUAAAUGCCAUAAAACCUUUGUUUGUUGUCGAUUUAAUGAAAAAAAUCGAAGACAAAGAGUUCUUAUAUUCAACUAAUGCAAUAAAUUUUGUAUAAACAAUAUAGAUGAUUUAUGAUUAAUUAAUUGACGAACUUUCUAAGCUGCCUCAUAUUGAAAAAACUGUGAUGUAGGAUUUAUUCAGGAAAGCUUCUUUAUUAAAAGAAGUGUUUUUAAAAAGUCCUAAAAGAGAUAAUGGUUAGAAUUAUUAGUAUGUCUCAAAAGAGGAAUUAUAGUUUGACGAAAAUAAAUGGGUAAAUGAAUUAUUUAAUAUUAUAAGUAAAGAAGCUGAGUAGUCUAUUUAACCUUUAGAAGAAUAUUUAAAGUAGUUUGAUCCUUAUAAAGAUUUGUUAUUGUUAAAUCCAGAAGAAUAUGUAAAACAAUAUGAAGACGGUGAGAAUUAAAAAGAAAUUAGUAUCAUUACAGAUGAAAUUGAUUAAAUAUAAUAAAAAGAAAAAAGCUUAGUUUCUUUAAUGCCUGAUGCUAUUUAAGUUUCAUAUUUUCAAAUAAAUUGUUAGGAUACUGUUAAUUAUUUAGUGAAUAAAUAUUAAUAAAUAAUAAAAUUGUUCAUUGAAUUAAUUGCUAAUAGAGCUAAAAAUAAAACUAUAGAACUCUAUAAAGAUAUAUACAGUUGUAGAUAAAUUAUUACAAAAGCUCCAAAUAAUAUAGAAGAGUUAUCAGCUACACUCGAAUAUAUGAUGGGAGUUCCUAUUGAAUUAGAAAAAUAAAAGAAAGAAAUUGAGAAAUCUAUGGAAUUGUAUGAUAUUAUGGAAACAUAUAAUUAUAAAUUCACAGAAGAUGAAAUAAAGAAAAAAUGGUAAGUUUUUGGAGGACCUAAAGAUAUUUUAAAGACUAUGGAAGAAUAAAAAACUAAUUUAGAAAAAGAAAAACUAAAAUUCAGAGAUAGAAUGAUACAUGAAUAAGAGAAUUUUAAAACUGAAUUAGAAGAUGUGGAAAGAAUUGUAUAAAAUUUCCAUACAUAUACUAAUAUUAAAGAUCAUAGCACUGUAAGUGGACUUUCUAGAGAUUUAUAUUAGAAAAUAAAGGAAUUUUAAGAAAGAGCCAAGAAAUUUAAUAAUUAAGAAGAACUUUUUAAUAAGGACAUUACUGAUUAUUCACGAAUUUAAUAAAUGAGAAAAGAUUUUGAUCCUUAUUAUAAUUUAUGGACUACUUCUAAUUAAUGGUUCAAAAAUAUAGAAAUAUGGAGAAAUGGUCCUUGGGACGAAUUAAAUGCAAUAGAAUGCGAAAAAUUUGUUGAUGAAGCAUUUAAAACGUACAAUUAAUCUAUAAAAUUUUUCAAAGAAAAAGACAUAUAAGGAGUUCUAAAAAUCGCCUAAGCAGUAAAAAGUUAAGUAGAUGCCUUUAGACCUCAAGUUCCUUUAAUGGUUGCUUUAAGAAGAAAUGGAAUGAAAGAAAGACAUUGGGAAUAAAUAUCGGAAAAAGUAGGAUUUAAAGUGGAACCAACGGAAGAUUUUACAUUUACGAAAUUAAUCGAUAUGGGUUUAAUGUAACAUUUACUUAUUUGCGAUGAAAUAGGAGAAAGGGCAACUAAAGAAUAUAAUAUUGAAUGCAGUUUGAAAGAAAUGAAAGCUUAAUGGGAAGAUAUUAAAUUUGAUUUAAAAUAAUUUAAAACAUCUUUUAUAAUAAGAGGAUAUGAUGAUAUAAAUGCAGUUUUAGAUGAACAUAUAGUAAAUACUUAAUCAAUGUAAUUUUCACCAUUUAAAAAACCUUUCGAAAAAGAGCUUAUUGAAUGGAAUGAUUAACUUAAAUUAAUGAGCGAAUUAUUAGAAGAAUGGGCUAAAUAUUAAAUGAAUUGGAUGUAUCUAUAACCUAUUUUUGAUUCACCAGAUAUAGCAAAAUAACUACCUGGGGAAACUAAAAAAUUCAAAUAGGUAGAUUAGAAUUGGAAACAUAUGAUGAAUUAUACAAAAUAAGUGCUCUAGGUUGUAAAAGUGUGCUAAUUGGAAGGUUUGAAAGAUAAAUUAAAAGAAGGAAAUUCUAAUUUGGAGAUAGUUUAGAAAGAACUAAAUAAUUAUUUGGAGAAAAAAAGAGAAAGAUUUGCUAGAUUUUAUUUCCUUUCGGAUGAUGAAUUAUUAGAAAUUCUUUCCUAAACUAAAGAACCGACAGCAGUUUAGCCUCAUUUGAGGAAAGUUUUUGAAAAUGUACAUGAAUUGGAAUUCGAUGAAACUAAAAAAAUGCAUGCUAUGUUUUCCGCAGAAAAGGAAAAAGUACCUUUUAGUAGAAUCGUGGAUCCUGUGCAUAAAAAUGUGGAAGAUUGGAUGAAUGAAGUUGAGGAAAUGAUGAAAGAAAGUAUUAGAGAUAGUUUACUUCUUUCAGUUAAGGAUUAUGUUACUAAGUAGAGGAGUUAGUGGGUGCUUUGCCAUCCUGGAUAGUGUAUUUUGAAUGGAAGUCAGAUUGUAUGGACUGAGUAGGUUGAGUAAUCUAUAAAGGAAGAUAAAGUGGCUGAGUUUUGGAAAAAAUCUGAGAAAGAAUUGCAUGUUUUGGUUGAUUUGGUAAGACAGAGACUUACUAAGUAGUAGAUGACUACUAUAAAUGCACUUAUUGUGCUAGAUGUGCAUGCUAAAGAUGUUGUGUAGAAUUUACUGGACAAUCAAGUGAAUGAUAUUGGAGCAUUUGAGUGGAUUUCAUAAUUGCGAUAUUAUUGGGAAUAAGACAAUUGCAGAGUAAAAUGUGUAUAGACUAAUUUCCCAUAUGGGUAUGAAUACUUAGGGAAUACUCUGAGACUUGUAAUUACUCCGUUAACAGAUAAAUGCUAUAUGACUCUAAUGGGUGCUUUGAAAUUAAAUUUAGGAGGAGCUCCAGCAGGACCAGCUGGUACAGGAAAGACUGAAUCAGUGAAAGAUUUGGCUAAAGGAUUGGCUAAAUAAUGUGUAGUAUUUAAUUGCUCAGAUUCAAUGGAUUAUUAGUAGGUGGCGAAAUUUUUCAAAGGACUCGCUAGUGCAGGGGCUUGGUGUUGUUUUGACGAGUUUAAUAGAAUUAAUAUUGAAGUAUUGUCUGUUAUAGCUUAGUAGUUAUUGAUUUUAUUUGGAGCAAAAGCUGAUGGAAGAGAAAUUGUAGAAGGAUUUGAAGGAAGUGAUAUUAAAUUAAAGCCUACUUUUUGCGUCUUUAUUACUAUGAAUCCAGGGUAUGCUGGAAGAACAGAAUUACCAGAUAAUUUAAAGGCACUUUUUAGACCAGUGGCUAUGAUGGUGCCUGAUUAUGCGCUGAUUGGGGAAAUUAUGCUUUAUUCUUUCGGGUUUAAAUUAGGGAGAGAUUUAGCAAAGAAAAUGGUCGUGACAUUUAAAUUGUCAAGUGAGUAGUUGAGCUCAUAGGAUCAUUAUGAUUAUGGUAUGAGGGCAGUUAGAAGUGUUAUUAAUGCGGCUGGGUUACUUAAGGCUGCCGAUCCUGAUAUGGAUGAGAAUUAAUUACUAUUAAGAGCUUUAAGAGAUGUUAAUGUCCCAAAAUUUUUAAAAGAUGAUCUACCAUUGUUUGAAAAUAUUAUAUAGGAUUUAUUUCCAGGGGUUAGUAGACCGAAGAUUGAUUAUGGGUAGUUACUUAAUUCUAUAUAGAAUUCUAUUUAAGAAUUUAAUUUAUAAGCUUAAGAAAGUUUUAAUUAAAAAAUCUUAUAAUUAUAUGACACUAUUUAAGUAAGACAUGGUCUUAUGCUUGUAGGGCCUACUGGAGGUGGAAAAACUAGUAAUAUUAAAGUUUUAUAAAAAGCUUUAACUAAACUUGAAAAAUAAGGAUUUUAUAAAGUUCAUUCACAUACUAUGAAUCCUAAAAGUAUUACUAUGGGUUAAUUAUAUGGUUAAUCUAAUGAAUAAACUAGAGAAUGGAAUGAUGGUAUUUUAGCUUAUACUGUAAGAGAAGCUUGCAGAGAUUAAAGUUCUGAGAGACAUUGGAUUAUUUUCGAUGGACCAGUAGAUGCUAUUUGGAUAGAAAAUAUGAAUACUGUACUUGAUGAUAAUAAAAAAUUAUGUCUUAAUAGUGGUAUGAUUUUAACUCUUACUCCUUAUAUGACUAUGAUGUUUGAAGUAGAGGAUUUAACCGUUGCUUCUCCUGCUACAGUUUCGAGAUGUGGAAUGGUCUAUAUGGAGCCUAUAUCUUUAGGUUUAAAGCCUUUAAUUAAGAGUUGGAUGAAUACUUUACCUUAAAAAUGUUUGGAAAGGAAGAAUAUUGUGAGCAGUUUGGAAGAUUUCUUUAAUAUAUAUCUAGAUAAGACUGUAGCAUUUUUAAGGGGAUUUACUAAGGAGAUUGUGCCUACUAUGGAUAAUAAUUUAUGCUAGAGUCUUUUUAGAAUUAUGAAUUGUUAUUUCUAGAACUAUAAAGAGACUGAAAUAAAAAAAGUUUAACCGGAAGAAAUUGAUUAGUUGGAAUAAAUGCUGGAAUCUUUGCUUAUAUUUAGUUUAAUUUGGAGUAUUUGUUGUACUGUAGAUUAUGAAAGUAGGGAAAAGUUCUCUUAGUUUAUUCGAGAAUAGAUGAUUAUUCAUAAAGCCAAAUAAUAAUUCCCUAGUUUAGGAUUAGUUUAUGAUUAUUAAUAUGAUUAAAAAUUAAAAGAAUUUACUCCCUGGAGUGAAAAUUAUAAAAAUUUCUAAGUUGAUAAACUUAUAUAUAAUGAAAUUAUGGUACCUACAAUUGAUUCUACUAGAAAUAUUUACUUAAUGAAGUUACUUUUGAUAAAUGAUUACCAUGUAUGCUUUCCUGGGCCUACUGGUACUGGUAAAUCUUUAAAUGCAUACGAAUUAUUAGGAAAUGGCUUAACAGAAAACUUCUAAUAUAUUGCUUUGACUUUCAGUGCUUAAACUUCGGCAAAUUAAACUCAAGAUACUAUAGAUUCUAAAUUGGAAAAAAGAAGAAAAGGUAUAUUUGGGCCUCCUAUAGGAAAAAAAUGUAUUAUAUUUGUGGAUGAUCUUAACAUGCCUAAAAAAGAAGAAUACGGAGCUUAACCUCCUAUUGAAUUGAUUAGAUAAUACUUUGAUCAUGGAGGAUGGUAUAAUAGGAAAGAUUUGUAAUUUAUGAGAUUGGAUGAUUUAAUUAUAUUGAGUGCUAUGGGACCUCCUGGGGGUGGACGUUCGAAUAUUUCACCAAGAUGUUUAAGACAUUAUAAUACUAUUUGCUAUACUGAUUUAGAUGAAGGGAUUAUUAGGAGUAUAUUCUAAACACUAGUUAAUGCAUUUUUGGCUAAAUUUAAUGAAUAGAUAAAAGAUCUUAUUCCUGAAUUAAUUAAUUCUGUAUUAGUUACAUAUAAGAGGGUUAAAAAUGAGCUUUUGCCAACUCCAAAGAAGUCGCAUUAUACUUUUAACUUGAGAGAUAUAAGUAAGGUGUUUUAAGGAAUAUGUAAUGCUAGUGAAAAACAUUGUUAAGAACCUGCAAGUAUAGUUAAGUUAUGGUAUCAUGAAAAUAUGAGAAUUUUCCACGAUAGGCUAGUUGAUUAAGAUGAUAGGGAUUAUUUAAAGGAAAUGUUAGCAUCUUAAUUUGGGAAGUUUAGCCUUGAAAAAGAGUAAAUUUUAGACAUCGAAAGGAUAAUUUUUGUAGACUUUUGGAACGGAAGAGAAUCGGAUUUCAGGCCAUAUAUUUAAGUAUCUGAUUUGAAAGUACUUAUGACGAAAAUGGAAGAGUUUUAGGAAGAAUAUAACUAGAAUCCCUAGUUUACGAAAAAAGGAAAAUCAUUAAUGAAAUUAGUGCUUUUCUUAGACGCUUGUGAACAUAUUAGCAGAAUAAAUCGUAUUUUAAGAUAACCAAAAGGUAAUGCCUUGCUUUUGGGCGUUGGAGGUUCCGGAAGAUAAAGUUUAAGUAAAAUGGCAACUUUUAUUGCUGGAUAUAAAUUAUAAUAGAUAGAAGUUAUUAAAGGAUAUAGUAUGAGAUCAUGGAGAGAAGAUAUAAAAAAUAUUUUAAUGAUGGCAGGUGUAAUUGAUGAACCUGUUGCAUUUUUAUUUGUUGAUACAUAAAUUAUAAAUGAGUAAAUGUUAGAAGAUUUAAAUUCUAUUUUAAACUCAGGUGAUGUAACGAAUCUUUAUUAAGAUAAAGAUAUGGAAGAAAUAAUAGAUGCUUGCAAAAACGAGUGUAUAAAAAGGAAUUUAUAACCAAAUAAAAUGAAUAUAUUUUCACAAUAUUUACGUCGUGUUUGUAAUAAUAUUCACUUAGUUAUUGCUAUGAGUCCUCUUUCUAAUCUUUUCUCUACUAGACUUAGAAUGUUCCCCAGUUUAGUUAAUUGCUGUACAUUAGAUUGGUUCACAGAAUGGCCAGAGGAGGCUUUAUUGGGAGUCGGUAAAGGAUAAUUAAUUGAUUUUAUUGAUGAAGUUGGAAUUUCUAAUUAAUAACUAAUUUAAUUAGUAGAAACUUUUAAGACUAUACAUAAGAGUGUGGAGAAAAUCUCAGUUUAAUAUUAGUAAGAAUUGAGAAGAAUUAAUUAUGUUACUCCUACUUCUUAUUUGGAAUUAUUGACGAUGUUUAAGACUAUUAUGAAGGUGAAAAGAAAGGAGUUAAAAGAUUCCAUUACUAGGCUUAAAAAUGGGUUAGAUAGACUUAUUGAAGCUAAUAUUUAGGUAGAAGAAAUGCAAAUUAAGCUUAAGGAUAUGCAGCCUCAAUUAGAAGAAGCAGCUAUUAAAACCGAGUAGAUGAUGACUUAUAUCGAAAAAGAAUAAAAAGAAGCUGAUAUUACUUAAAAAAUUGUUUCUGAAGAAGAAGCCAUAGCAACUAAAUAAGCUAAUGAAGCACAAAAAGUAAAAGAAGAAGCUGAAAAAUCAGUAGAAGAGGCUAAUAAAAUUCUUGAUGCUACUCUAAUAGAAGUUAGAAAAUUAAAAAAAGACCAUUUAGUCGAAGUUAAGUCUUUACCGAAUCCACCAGCAGCUUGCAUUACUAUUUUAGGAGGAAUGGUUAUUUUAAUGUAGGAUGAAAUUAAGAACAAAGGUGGUUAGAUUAUUGUUAGAAACGUGGAAGGGUAAAUUGGAAAAAAAGAAGAAGAUUAUUUUGGUACUGCGAAAAAAUACUUAUUGGCAGAUCCAGGUGAACUUCUUAGUUUAUUACUAGAUUAUGAUAAAGAGAAUAUUAAUUAAUAAUAUAUUAAAAAAUUAGAAGAUAAAAUUCUUCAUUAAGAAGAUUUUACACCAGAAAAAGCCAAAACAUGCUCUUUUGCAAUUAAAUAUAUAUAAGCAUGGAUAUAGGCAAUGUACGAUUUUAAUAAAGUUUUUAGAUAAACACAACCUUUGAGAGAUAAAUUAAAUGCUAUGGAAAAACUUGUAAAUGAGAAAAUGAGUGAAUUAAGAGUUAAGAAAUAAGCUUUGGAAGAAAUUUAAUAAAAAAUAAAGUCUUUAGAAGAUUCUUUUAAUAAAACAGUAGAAGAAAAAGAAAGAUUAGCUAAAGAAAUAUCUGAAUGUUAAUUAAAAUUGGAUAGAGCUCAGAAAUUAACUAGUGGAUUAUCUGAUGAAAAAGUGCGUUGGUCUAAUGAUAUUAAAUUAUUAUAAAGUAGGGAAACAUUAGUUCCUGGAGAUUCUGUUAUAGGAGCAGGUAUGGUGGCUUAUUCUGGGCCUUUUGUAAGUAGUUAUAGAUAGAUUUUAGAAAAAAUGUGGAUUCAUAAAUUAGAUGAAAUUGGUAUUUUACAUUCUGAUAAUGUUACUAUGUCUAAAUUUUUAGGAAAGCCUAUAUUAAUUUAAUAAUGGAAUUUAGCUGGUUUACCUAAAGAUGAUACUUCAAUAGAAAACGGUAUUAUAAUAGAAUAAUCAAGAAGAUGGCCUCUUAUGAUCGAUCCAUAGACUUAGGCAAAUAAAUAUAUAAAAAAUUUAGGUAAUAACUAAGAAAUAUGUAAAAUGGGAAUCGAUGUAUGCAAAAUGAGUGACUAUAAUUUAAUAAAAACCCUCGAAUUGGCCUUAAGAGGUGGAAAAUGGGUUCUCGUAGAAAACGUAGGUAGAGAUCUCGAUCCAUCACUAGAACCUAUUCUUUUAUAGCAAUUCGUAAGAACCAGUAAUGGAUUAGAAUUGACACUUGGAGACAAAACAAUAGCCGUAAAUUCCGACUUUAAAUUAUUUAUGACUUCAACUAAUCCAAAUCCUCAUUAUUCCCCUGAAACUUUCGUUAAAGUAUGCAUAAUUAACUUUGCGAUUACAAAAUAAGGAAUGGAAGAUUAAAUGUUGGCAAAAGUUGUAGAAUUAGAAAACCCUUAAUUAGAAUAAAAAAAGACUGAAAUCGUCAAAAGAAAUGCUGCAGAUAAAAAAUCUCUAUAUAAUAUAGAAGAUGAAAUCUUAAGAAGUCUAUAAGCUAGUGAUGAUAUUUCUGAACUUUUAAUGGACGAAACUCUGAUAAAUACACUAUAAAACGCUAAAAAAUUUGCCGCAGAAAUCAAUUAAAGGAUGCAAGACUCAAAAUUAACUGAAUAAUAAAUAGACUAGACUAGAGAAGGAUAUAGACCAGUCGCUUAUAGGGCUUCUUUGUUGUUCUUCUGUAUUUUAGACCUUAAUGUAGUUGAUCCUAUGUAUGAAUAUUCACUUUAGUGGUUUUCGAAAUUGUUUGAAAUGGGCGUGGAAAAUGCUCCGGCAUCAAAAGAACUUGUUUAGAGAUUAGAAAAUCUUAAUAAGUAUUUAACUUAUUCACUUUAUGAAAAUAUUUGUAGAUCUCUUUUUGAAAAGCAUAAACUGUUAUUUUCUUUCCUUUUAGCCGUUUAGAUUUUAUAGGGAGAUAAUAAAAUGGAUUUAGUAGAAUGGAGAUAUUUAUUAAGUGGUCCAACUGGAGAUAUAAAAAUACUAAAUAAUCCAACAUCUUGGGUAGAUGAGAAUAGUUGGGGUGAUAUGUAUAGAUAAAUAUAUUCUAUAGGCUAAUUAGAAAACUUAAAGGAUUUUGAUAAAUUCUUUAUGAGCAAUUCUGAUUUAUUUAAACCCUUAUUUGACUCAACCAAUCCCCACUUAGAGUCUUUACCAGAACCUUGGAACUCUUCCUUGAACGAAUUUUAAAAGAUGAUAGUCUUAAAGGCCAUUAGAUCGGAUAAAAUAAUACCUGCAAUUGAAAAAUGGAUAGAAAGUAACUAAGGUAGGGAAUUUAUUAUACCCCCUGUAUUCGAUAUAAGUAAGGGCUAUAAAGACUCAUAUUCUACGACUCCUCUUAUAUUCGUACUUUCUGCCGGUUCUGACCCAGUGGCUGACUUUUAACGUUUCUGUUAAGAAAUGGACAUGUAGAAUAAAAACAAUAGUAUUUCUCUAGGACAAGGUUAAGGUCCAAAAGCAGAAAAAAUGAUAAAGGAAGCAACCUAAAGAGGUGGAUGGGUGCUUUUAUAAAACUGCCAUUUGGCUAUUUCGUGGAUGUCCGAAUUGGAAAGAAUAGUUGAGGAGUUUAAUGAUAAUAUACAUAAAGAUUUUAGGCUUUGGUUAACGUCUAUGCCUUCUAAUUAAUUCCCUAUUUCGGUUUUAUAAAAUGGGGUUAAGAUGACUUUGGAACCUCCUUAGGGUUUAAGAGCGAAUUUAAGAAGAAGUUAUGCAGGAUUAAAUGAUAAUUAUUUAAAUAACUGCAAUAAAGUAGAUUAAUUUAAGAAACUUUUGUUCGGGUUCUGCUUUUUCCAUGCUAUUAUUUAAGAUAGGAGGAAGUUUGGAGCUAUAGGAUGGAAUAUUCCGUAUGAUUUUACUAUGGAAGACCUUAAUGUGUGUUAAAGGUAGCUUAAAAUGUUAUUGGAUGAGUAUUAAGAAAUUCCUUACAAAGUCCUGAAUUAUUUGGGGGCAGAAAUUAAUUACGGAGGAAGGGUUACAGAUGAUAAGGAUGUGAAAUUAAUUAAAUCAAUUUUAAGUAAUUACAUGAGACCUGAAAUUUUGUAAGAUGGAUAUAAGCUUUCUGAAAGUGGAAUUUACUAUUCUCCUUAGCCUGGGGAAUAUUCAGAUUAUAUCAAUUACAUAGACAGUCUUCCUUUAAAUCCGACUCCAGAAGUUUUUGGUUUGCAUGAUAAUGCUGAAAUUACUAAUGCCUAAAAUUAAACAAGGUCUCUUUUAGAAACUAUCCUGUCCGUACAACCCAGAACUAGUUCCGCAGGAGGAGUUUCAAGGGAAGAAAAAAUAGAAUAAAUAGCUACUUAGAUAUAGUAAAGAACGCCAAAAGAGUUCGAUUUUGAUGCUAUUUUUACGAAAUAUCCAACUGAUUAUAAUGAAUCUAUGAACACUGUGCUAAUUUAGGAAGUUGUGAGAUAUAAUAGGCUUUUAUAAAUAAUGAAUAUAUCACUUGUGAAUGCUAAAAAAGCUUUAAAAGGACUAGUUGUAAUGUCUGAAGAUUUAGAAAAGAUGACGAAUUCUUUAUAUGACAAUUAAGUGCCUUAACUUUGGGCAGCAAAAGGAUUUUUGUCUUUAAAAAGUCUUUCUUCGUGGAUUGAAGAUUUAAAUGAGAGGAUUCUAUUUUUAUAAAAUUGGAUUGAACAUGGAACUCCGAAAGUUUUCUGGAUUUCCGGAUUUUUCUUCCCAUAAGCUUUUGUGACUGGUACUUUAUAAAAUUAUGCUAGAAAGCAUAUUAUUGCAAUUGAUAAAAUCUAAUUUAAAUUUGAUAUAAAGGACGACAUUUAAUAUAUUGACAUUAAGGAAAAACCAGAUUUCGGGUGCUAUAUUUAUGGAAUGUAUUUAGAAGGAGCUAGAUGGUGUCAUGAAAGCCAUAAAUUAGAAUAAUCUAAACCAAAAGAACUUUUCUGUAAUUUACCUAUGAUUCAUCUUGUGCCAGUAGAAAAUAGAGUAAUUCCAACUUCAGGUAUUUAUAAUUGCCCACUUUAUAAAGUAGUUUCUAGGGCUGGUACUUUAAGUACAACAGGGCAUUCAACAAAUUUCGUUAUGUAUAUUGAAUUGCCAUCAGAUGUUUUAGAAUAAAUUUGGGUUGUGGCAGGAGUAGCUGGAUUUUUAGCUUUAAGAUAUUGAUUAUAUAAUAAUAUAAAUUAGUAUUUUUUUUAUUAAAUAAAGAUAUUUCUUAUUUUAUUAUAUUAAUAAGAUUUAUUAAUAUAUAAAUAUUUAAUAAUAAAUUAUUAUUGUUAUAAUU